Molecule: messenger RNA, 7254 nt
Organism: Peromyscus maniculatus bairdii (prairie deer mouse)
Lineage: Eukaryota; Metazoa; Chordata; Mammalia; Rodentia; Cricetidae
Gene: Cdon
Product: cell adhesion associated, oncogene regulated
Biological process (GO): cell-cell adhesion; nervous system development
Molecular function (GO): protein binding
Source: RefSeq, a predicted model, not a curated record
GGUGCAUGGAGGGGCCCGUUCGGAUCGCAGCCGCCGCCGCCGCCGCCAGCGCGCGGGGGGAUGACCUGGGGGUGGCUCUCGGAGCCGGCUGCCGCGCAGGAGGUCUGGGGGCUUAGCCAGCCCCGCGGAGAGUGAGCUGAGGCCUGGGCUUUCUCCGGAAGUCUUCCCUGCCUACUUCUGUAAUUGGACGCUAUGCAUCCAGACCUCGGACCCUUAUGGACACUGCUGUAUGUUCUUGUUAUUCCUUGUUCUUCUGCGAGUUCAGACUUGGCACCUUAUUUUAUUUCUGAGCCACACUCUGCUGUCCAGAAGCUUGGUAGACCCGUGGUCCUACAUUGUUCUGCUAAACCCGUUACUGCCCGCAUCUCAUGGCUGCAUAACGGGAAACGAUUGGACAGAAACACGGAACAGAUUAAGAUUCAUCGGGGGACUCUGACCAUCCUGUCUCUUAACCCUUCCCUUUCUGGUUGCUACCAGUGCAUUGCCAACAACAGCAUUGGUGCCAUUGUGAGCAGCCCUGCAACAGUGUCCGCUGCAGCCCUUGGUGAUUUUGAUUCAUCAACAAUGCAUGUUAUUACUGCCGAAGAGAAGAGCACUGGUUUCAUUGGCUGCAGGGUACCAGAGAGCAACCCCAAAGCGGAGGUGCGCUAUAAGAUCCGGGGAAAGUGGCUGAACUACUCCACGGGAAACUACAUAAUCCUUCCUUCAGGAAAUCUUCAGAUUUUGAAUGUCUCCUCGAAGGAUAAAGGGUCAUACAAAUGUGCUGCUUAUAACCCUGUCACCAGCGAACUGAAAGUUGAACCCACUGGCCGGAAGCUCCUUGUGAGUCGCCCUUCCUCAGAUGGCUUCCACAUUCUUCACCCUGCUCUCUCUCAGGCGUUAGCUGUCCUUCCUCACAGCCCCGUUACCUUGGAGUGUGUGGUUAGUGGGGUCCCGGCCUCACAAGUGUAUUGGCUGAAGGACGGGCAGGAUGCUGUGUCAGGAAGCAACUGGAGAAGGCUGUACUCUCAUCUGGCCACAUCUAGCAUUGACCCAGCAGACUCUGGAAACUAUUCCUGUGUGGUGGGCAACAAGUCUGGAGAUGUAAAACAUGUCACUUACAUGGUUAAUGUUUUGGAGCAUGCUUCAAUUUCUAAAGGGCUACAAGAUCAGAAAGUGUCUCUGGGGGCCACCGUACAUUUUACCUGUGACGUUCACGGGAACCCAGCCCCCAACCGCACCUGGUUUCAUAAUGCACAGCCUAUUCACCCCUCCUCACGGCAUCUAACGGAAGGAAAUGGACUGAAGAUCACUGGGGUUACCAUGGAAGACGCUGGGCUCUAUCAGUGUGUCGCAGACAAUGGCAUUGGAUUUAUGCAAUCUACUGGAAGACUUCAAAUUGAACAAGACAGUAGACUGAAGCCUGUGAUAGUCACAGCACCAGCAAAUGUAGAGGUGAUGGACGGAGACUUUGUGACCUUGUCUUGCAAUGCCACCGGAGUGCCUGUCCCAGUCAUUCAUUGGUAUGGCCGCCAUGGAUUGAUAACCAGCCAUCCAUCUCAGGUCCUUAGGUCCAAAUCCCGAAAGUCCCACCUGCUCCGACCUGGGGACCUGGACCUGGAGCCUGUCUACUUCAUCAUGUCCAGAGCUGGCUCCAGCUCUCUGUCUAUCCAGGCAGUUACUCAGGAGCAUGCUGGGAAAUAUACCUGUGAAGCCACAAACAAGCAUGGAACCACCCAGUCAGAAGCACUCCUCACAGUGGUUCCUUUCGAAACAAAUACAAAAGCAGAGUCAGUCACACCUUCUGAAGCUACUCAGAAUGAUGAACGAGAUCCAAGAGAUGGUUCAGAGUCUAGCUUGCUGAACUUAUUUCCAAUGAAGGUGCAUUCCAGUGGAGUGGAACUGCCAGCAGAGAAAAACGCCUCCGUCCCCGAUGCUCCUAACAUACUGAGCCCCCCACAGACCCACAUGCCAGAUACAUACAACCUGGUGUGGAGGGCAGGGAGGGAUGGCGGACUGCCCAUCAAUGCCUAUUUCGUGAAGUACCGAAAGCUGGAUGAUGGUACUGGUGCAGUGGGCAGCUGGCACACGGUUCGUGUCCCAGGAAGUGAAAAUGAGCUGCAUCUGACUGAGCUGGAGCCGUCCAGUCUGUAUGAAGUGUUGAUGGUGGCUAGAAGCGCAGCCGGUGAAGGGCAGCCUGCCAUGCUUACCUUCCGCACCAGCAAAGAAAAAAUGGCAUCGUCAAAAAACACCCAGGCAUCCUUUCCACCUGUGGGCAUCCCUAAGCGUCCUGUUAUUUCCGAGGCUUCCAACAGCAAUUUUGGAGUUGUGCUUACGGAUUCCUCUAGGCAUAGUGGAGUCCCGGAGGCUCCAGACCGUCCUACCAUCUCUACGGCAUCAGAGACCUCCGUCUAUGUCACCUGGAUCCCCCGGGCAAAUGGCGGCUCUCCAAUCACUGCCUUCAAGGUGGAAUAUAAACGGAUGAGGACUAGUGACUGGCUGGUGGCCGCUGAAGAUAUCCCUCCUUCCAAACUUUCUGUGGAAGUUCGUAGUUUAGAACCAGGUUCAACAUACAAAUUUAGGGUCAUUGCCAUCAACCAUUAUGGUGAGAGUUUUCGGAGCUCAGCAUCCCGUCCUUACCAGGUGGCUGGCUUCCCAAAUCGUUUCUCCAACCGCCCAAUAACUGGACCUCACAUUGCAUACACAGAGGCUGUCAGCGACACUCAAAUCAUGCUAAAGUGGACGUAUAUUCCAUCGAGUAACAAUAACACUCCCAUUCAAGGAUUUUAUAUUUACUAUCGGCCAACAGACAGUGACAAUGACAGUGAUUACAAGAGGGAUGUUGUUGAAGGUUCAAAGCAGUGGCACACAAUUGGUCACCUGCAGCCAGAAACCUCCUAUGACAUUAAGAUGCAGUGCUUUAAUGAAGGUGGAGAGAGUGAGUUCAGCAACGUGAUGAUCUGCGAGACCAAAGUGAAACGUGUUCCUGGCGCUUCAGAGUAUCCCAUGAAAGACUUGAGCACCCCUCCCAGUUCUUCAGGAAAUGGAGGGAACGUGGGGCCUGCAACCAGCCCUGCCAGGAGCAGUGACAUGUUGUACCUCAUCGUUGGCUGUGUGCUUGGUGUUAUGGUCCUCAUUCUUAUGGUUUUCAUUGCGCUGUGUUUGUGGAAGAGUCGCCAACAGAACACUAUACAGAAAUAUGAUCCUCCAGGAUAUCUCUAUCAAGGGUCAGAGAUUAAUGGGCAGAUGGUGGAGUAUACCACUCUCUCAGGAACAGCCCGGAUCAAUGGGAGUGUUCACGGAGGCUUCCUCAGCAAAGGCAGCCUCAGCAACGGCUGUUCUCAUCUCCACCACAAAGGCCCCAGUGGAGUCAACGGGGUCCUGAAUGGAAGCAUAAAUGGAGGGCUUUAUUCCGCACACACAAACUCGCUAACCAGGACGCGUGUGGAGUUUGAGCAUCCUCACCAUCUAGUGAAUGGCGGAGGAAUGUACACAGCAGUCCCUCAGAUCGACCCGCUGGAAUGCGUUAACUGUCGGAACUGCCGGAACAACAAUAGGUGUUUCACCAAAACCAACAGUCCCCUUCCUUUGGUCCCAGUGGUGGCCUCUUAUCCUCAGGAUGGUCUGGAAAUGAAGCCCCUCAGUACCUUGAAGGUACCUGUGUGUCCAGCUUCCACAGUUCCUGAUUGUGGCCAGUUACCUGAGGAGAACAUCAAGGACAGUGUGGCACCAACACCUACCCAGCAUACCUGCUGUCAGGACAAUACAAGUGACAUCAAUUCUGACUCCACAGAAGAUACAGCAGAGUUCAGCAGAGGAGAGGGCAGUAGCUGUUCGGGAGCAGAGGACAAAGUUUUAAGUUGGAACCCUCUUAUUUUGUCGCCUGUCUUGGAGGACUGCACCGAGAAGACAGCAUGGUCUCCUGGCCUUCCUCUAGACGGGCUGUCCGUGGUCCUUCAGCAAGCCCAAGAGACCUGAGGAAGUACACAGGCCUGGGGACAAACUGUGUGAAGGACAUUAAUUCAAACCAGAGAAAAAUCAUUAUUUAUUUUUUGUAGUAAUAAUGUCAUGAAUGUAUCUUAAAAUGUGUGCCCUUUUAUAUUAUUUAUGCCUUAAGUAUUCCCCUUUUCACUUCUUCCUCCCCCUCAGUAGGUCCCCUCCCACCUGUUUUAUGUAGUUUUUAAUCAUCUGGAGAGCAGAGGGAUCAUUCUGUGUUUUCCAGAACCUUCAAUGGCAGCAGGAACUUGUGCUGGGUCCCAUCUUCUGGCCUGUUCAUUUGUGGGCAGGAGGACUGCCCAAGCCAUUUGAAGUCACCCCCAGAUAGAAAACUGUCGCUUAUCCUGUGUUGUCAGACUUUCUGAGAACAUUGAGACAUCAACUAGAGUUGUGAUCUUAUGUUUAUCAUAGCAAACCCAACUGACAAAUUUUAUGACUGCCUUCCAGAAAAGUACUGAUACUGACUUAUUUUCUCUCUAUACCUGGGUACAAGUAAUGCUCAAUCUUUUGGGUAGCAAAUUAGCCCGUGUUAUGAACAUGGAAGCAUGUAAGGUCUGCUUGGAUUAUUGCAUUAUAUAGAAAGGGAACCAGGUUCAGAAAGAAAAUGAAUGCCUUCAUGGUCCACUGCAAAAUGGUCACCACGGGCUCUUUGCACUGUUUGCAAGGGUAGGUACAAAAUAAGACUUUAAAACUGAUAGCAGCUUGAAGAGAAGAUGUCAUACACCUUAGGAAGAAAGAAGAGGGCUGAAGGGACCUAUCUAAGUGAAGCUCUGUAUUCUGUUCCGUAGUGUGCAUAGUGCCACACCAUUUGAAGAUUGUCAUUUUGUCACUUCCAGCAUGGGCAAUAUCCUGGAAGGUAUGAGUGAGCAUGUGUGAGUCAGGCUUCUCCCGCCAUAGCAAAAUACAGUUGCAGGAGUUCCAGUUUGUGAUCAAAUGGACCUGUAGCUGGGGGCCUGUGCUGAGGGAACACGUUAUGGUGGACACACAUGGUGAAGCAAGAUAGCUUCCACCAUAAGCCUGAGGCAAGGGGAGAAAGAGAAGAGGAGCAGGGCGUACAGAUCCCCUCUGAGAACAUGCCUCUAGGUCUGAAACCCUCACCCUCAUCCCCUGCUCAAGACUCUACCACCUCUUAAACAUGCCACCGGGGGAACUAGGCCUUUAUCACAUAGGCCUUUGGAAAACAGUAUCCACAUCGUAGCAGAUGUCACAGAAGGCUAAACUUGAAGAAAAGGUUUAGGGACAUUUUCUGACAGUUUUUCUGGGUGUCAUCAUUGUGAACAGUAACUCAAUCUUUGGUCAGCAGGGUCUAUGCAUCACAGUUACUGUUUUCUGAGGGGCAAGAACCUUGCAGCUGCCUUUGGGAGGCUUUUUUUCUCCAUGUGUAAAACAGAAACCUCAGGCACUACAAAUGCAUUUCAUAGCUUGAACCAGGCCCUGAUGGAUCACUGCUCUGGUUUUAAAUGGUGUGUCCCUUGGGGAGGAAAAAACCCAGAAAACUAUUCUCUUUAUGUGGGAUCCAACAAUUCCAGCAUACGUUUUGUUUUAGCUUGCCACAAACUGCAGUGGAAGAGAAUAAGAUACUGCACACUAAUCAGCUCUCUAUAAAUGUGUCAGUAUUCCCUUACAUGUCUUUGUAUCUUUUAUAAAUAGACCUGUUAGUGGAUAUGUGCUGUUUCAGCAGGGCCGCUAUGCCCGUUGCUCCUGGUAGAGUGCAGUGAACAGAAUCCCGUAGCUGGGGAGUGGGGCUCCUGUAGAAGCAAGCUCUGGGAUCUUGGGGUUCACAACUAUAGCAUAGGAGAUCUGCAGUUAGUUUUGGAGGCAGUCAGCUGUAGCCCUUGCAUCUGUGACUAGCAAAGGACAGAGUCCUAGUACACAUGACAUAGAGACAGACUAUGUGUUUUGCCAGUCGAGUUAGAACAGAGCUGCCUCGUCCCAGAGAGCAGGAAGCAGACGUCUGUGGGCAGUUCACUGUGACUCAUGAAGCGGAGGUGUGCUGGCAUGAGCCUUAGGUCAAAAACUGCUUUUAAAGAUUGAAUUUGACAUGGGGCUUGCCCAUGAUGAAGAGAAAAUGACUUUACCUUUAGGGCAAUCUCGUUGUGGACUGCUUUAUUUAUGAUAGUAACGCUGUUUUAAGUGUUAUCCAUGUUAUUGUAUUUUAUUUAUAAAAAUGGCUUUAUAUAUUGAGAUAUAUAAAUAUAAAUAUAAAUCUAUAUAAUUGCCUUUAUAUUUAGGAGUUUGAGGUCUCCUUAGUGUGAAUUUCUCUGAACUUUCAUGCCCUGCACAGCACCAAAAGUGGUCCUAGCAAGUGUCAGUUCCCCAGGAAUUAAGAGGCCAUAGGAAAAUAGGGGGGUGGCACACAUUUGUGGAGGAACUGCUGUGUAUUAGACUCCGUUUGUUAGUGUUCUCUCAUCCCAUCCCCACAACAAACAGAGCAGGCAUGAAAUCCCCCACUCACGCAUCAUCUGGAGCCUGCACUGGAGCCGUUUCCUGGUCCAUCGCCUGUGUUCCCAGUUACCUGCUUUCUGGAACUGUCCCGAUUCACUCUCCAUGGGACCGACCAGUCCAGAACAUGUGCUGUUGUCCGCCCCUGCUGCGCGCUCUCUCUGUGAGGCUCCCGCUGCUGCAGCUAGUGGAGCUCCCCUCUGUCCACCCUCACCCCAAACCGGCAGAGCAGAGCCAAGUCCUUCAGGAGUCUGUCAUUGACAUCCUGCCCUAGACCUCACCCCCCUCCUCCCACCUCCCUCCUCCGUGGAGGUUUGAUCUUCAACUGGCUCGGAUGACUGUGAAGUUGGUAGGGCCUCUUCAUGUUUUGGGUGACUGUUUAGCAUUAAACUUACCCCAGUCCUAGUGAAUCAUGUUGCCACUCCUUGGUUGUGUUCUUUAGUUAUGUGCUGACUCUGGUAAUAGGUGCUGUACAGGGUACGGGCUCAUUGCAUUAUUCUAAACUGUUAGAGUGAUCUCAUCGGCAAGGUUUUUGCGGGGUUCUCUUUGUAUUGACUGAAUCUCUGAAGACCAAGGCAUCACAUCAUGCUGAUCAUGUCACUUUUCUCCACUAGCUUCAGCGCUACCAAGAGACUGUUUGGAAUUGUCCUUACCUGUAUUGCUCACUCUUACAGCAUUGACCCUGAGAUGCAUGUUUUGUACUAUAUUGAAAAAUAUGUUUUAUUUUCCUUAAAGUUGUGAUAUUAUGUUUGGAAUUGUACAUACUUUAAGUGAUGUAGUUUUGACAGGUUUUAUUUGGUUGAUAUGAUUUUAUAUUAAAAGAGAAUGCUGCUUUCA